ACUUCACUGGAUGCACACACACACACACACACUGGAGAGCUCGAUGCUGGAUCACACUGUGGACUUAAAAUGAAUAUUCUGCAGGUACUGCUCGCUGUUCUGUGUUUCAGCAUCGAUAAAGCUCAAGGUUUUAAUGUGGGGACUUCUGGAGCUAAGAUCUUCUCACAGUUGGCAACAGAACAGUUUGGUUACUCUGUUCAACAGUUUAGCAACAGUCAAGGAAAAUGGCUCCUCGUGGGUUCCCCAUGGAAAGGAUACCCUCAGAAUCGGAAGGGAGAUAUCUAUAAGUGUGAGAUUAACAGUCCUGGAGCCAGCUGUCAGUCCCUUAACCUUCAAAAUGCUGUCAAUGUGACAAGCAUAUCCAACAGCAACAACAUCAACAUGAGUCUUGGUCUCACUCUGACUCCAACCACCAAAAACGGCGGGUUUAUGACGUGUGGUCCUCUGUGGGCUCAACUCUGUGGAAGUCUGUACUUUUACCCUGGAGUCUGCGCUGAAGUGAGCCCACAGUUUACGCUCCAGUCAUCCUUCUCUCCUGCUGCUCAAACUUGUAGCAAUCAAAUGGACAUUGCCCUAGUUUUGGACGGAUCCAACAGUAUAUACCCAUGGGAACCAAUUGUUAACUUCCUCGUGAAAAUGUUGGAAAACUUAGAUAUUGGACCUCAAAGCACUCAGGUGACUGUGAUGCAGUACGCUGUUGACACCUCCUUCGAGUUCUACCUGAAUUCCUAUCGGACAAAAGAGUCCAUGAUUAAAGCAGCUUCAAAUAUUCAACAGAAACAAGGAUUAGAGACUAAUACUUUCAAAGCCAUUGAUUUUGCAAGACAGAAUGCAUUCCUAACCAAAAAUGGAGGUCGUCCUGGGGCCACUAAAGUGAUGGUGGUGGUAACUGAUGGAGAGUCACAUGAUGGAAAUCUGAGGAACACAGUCAUCCCGGCCUGCGAGAGACAAAGUAUCACUCGCUUUGGUAUUGCGGUGCUUGGAUAUUACAUAAGGAAUGACAUUGACACAAGCAAACUCAUCGCUGAGAUUAAGUCAAUAGCCAGCAGUCCAACCGAAAAAUACUUUUUUAAUGUGUCUGAGGAGGCGGCGCUCAUAGAGAUCGUCGGGACUCUUGGAGAUCGAAUCUUCAACAUUGAAGGUGUUGGAAAGGGUACUGGGGAUAAUUUCAAAAUGGAAAUGUCCCAAGUCGGUUUCAGCGCACACCAGACCAGAAAUAAGGAUCUGAUCUUACUGGGAGCAGCUGGAGCAUAUAAUUGGAUCGGGACCGUUGUGCACCAAACUGCUCAGAAAUCUGAUGUUUUGCCCAAAGCUGCUUUUGAGAAUGUCUUGGAUGACAGAAACCACAGUUCAUUACUUGGAUACUCUGUGGCGUCUGUAUUUGACGGCUCGUCUGAGUUUUAUGUGGCCGGUGCUCCUCGUGCCGUUCACAGAGGACAGGUUGUAGUUUACAGUAUGAACAGCCAGAAUCAGCCGGUCAUCAAAGAUUCACAGAGAGGAGAUCAGAUCGGCUCUUAUUUCGGCAGCGUUCUCUGUCCUGUCGAUGUGGACGCUGACGGUGUUACGGAUCUGCUGCUGGUCGGAGCGCCGAUGUACAUGAGCGAGGAGAAAUCUGAAACAGGAAGAGUCUACCUCUACACCAUUACCACGGGCAUCUUGAGUAACCAGGGUUUCUUGGAGGGUUCUCAAAAGAAUGCUCGGUUUGGGACGGCCAUCAUUGCUGUCCCCGAUCUAAACCUGGACGGGUUCAGAGACAUUGUGGUUGGUGCUCCGCUGGAAGGCAAUGGCCAAGGUGCCAUUUACAUCUACUAUGGAGACAGAAAAACCAUCAGAAAGCAGAGCUCACAGAAAAUUGUCGGAGCGAAACUGGACCCAGCGUUGAAGUUCUUCGGCCGCUCUCUGGACGGCAGAGUAGAUAUGAACGGAGACUCCGUCCCAGAUGUGGCAGUGGGGGCUUUUGGGAAAGUGGUCCAACUCUGGAGUAGAGGAGUAGCAGUGGUCACGGCCAAGGUUUCCUUCUCCCCUGACAAGAUCAGUAUCCUGAGUAAACCGUGCCGUUAUAGCGGGAGACAGGUGUCCUGCUUCAAGGCUAAAGUGUGUUUUAGUGCAACAUUUAAACCAGUGACUCCGCUUGGGACAGUGGUUAUCAAGUACAACUUGACCGUGGAUGCCGACCUACAGUCGUCUCGGGUCAGCCCUAGAGGACACUUCAGCAACUUAGAUCGAGUCGUCCAGAAAGACAUCAGCGUCCCUGCACAGGACGUAUGUGAAGAGCAUGACGUCUAUGUCCAGGAGACCCCUGACCUCGUCAACUCGAUUUCUUUGCGUGUGGAUGUGGUCCUCAGCCAUCCAGACGCCAACCCUGUACUGGACAUCUUCAGUCCUUCUGCGUGGGAAUCUUUUAUCCCGUUCUCAAAGGACUGUGGUGAAGAUGAGGUUUGCAUCAGUGACUUGGUACUGACUGUGCAGAGCGAAGAGACACUUGGCAAAACCUCACUGGUGGUCAGCCAGAACAAGAGAAGACUCUCCUUCACUGUGACCGUGACGAACAGGAAGGAAAAUGCGUACAACGCACGAGUGUCGGCCAGCUACUCCAGUAACCUGUUCUAUGCUUCUGUUACACCACAGACUGAGGGAGCAGAGGUGAAGUGCACUCUGAUGAAAGAAUCAGACACACUUAUCUGUCAAGUGAGUUAUCCAGCGCUGAGGACGGACCAAUCGGUCACAUUUGUGGUCAACUUUGACUUUAACUUGAAUCGGUUUCAAAAAGAUGCCAUUGUUGUCUUUGAGGCUUUAAGUGACAGCACAGAGGAAACUCCUGCUGAUAAUAAGAUCUCGGUCUCCAUUCCUGUCCAAUACAACUCUGAGAUCAUCCUCAGCAGAGAAUCAACCAUCGAUGUUUACCUGCUUGAAAAAGAGAACAGUUUCACAACCACAGUGAGGAAUUUCAAGGACAUCGGCCCAGACUUUAACUUUAAUUUAAAGGUUUCUACAGGAAGUGUCCCGGUCAGCCUGGUUUACCUCACUGUCUCGCUGCCCAACAGCACUAGAGCAGGAAAUCCUCUCAUCUACGUAACCAGCAUUAAAACAUCACCUGCUGAACAAAUCCAUUGUGCAGACAGUCUACUGAUCGACCCGUUUAAGAUCAGGGAAAAACCUUAUACAGUCCGAUUCAAAGAGGAGAGUUUCAGAGGAACAGAUGAACUGGACUGUCAAACGGCCACAUGCCGCUCAGUGAAGUGCGUCCUGAAGGGCCUACAGGAGAAGAGUGAUUAUUAUGUGAAUGUGACAACGAACAUAUGGAAUGGUACCUUUGCAUUGGCUGAUUUCCUGUACACCGUGCUCUCUGUAAGAGCUGAUAUAGACACGUCUCAACCGGAGCUGCUGCUCAUCGAACAGAAAUCCCUGCAGGUUGAAGUCAAAGUGAGCAAACCUGGAGCUAAAGGAGACGUUCCAGUGGGUGCCAUUAUAGGAAGUGUUAUCGGCGGUCUGUUGUUAUUGGCUCUUGCAGUUGCAUUGCUUUGGAAGCUUGGGUUCUUCAAGAGGAAGUAUCAGCCGAUGAUGAAUGCGGCUGAGAAUGACGCGGAAAACCAGGAACUGGAGGAAAAGAGCGAGACACCCUAAGAAAUCUGCCAAAACUCAUUCGGCGUUAUCACUGCUCCCUUCCCUGACAGUAAUAGCCAGAAAAGUCUAGAGAGAGCAAACUGGGUUUUUAAAAACUGCCAAUUUGAUUUCAGCGCUGCAAGUCACAUUUUGGCAUUCAAAUCCCAUUCAUCUUUCUUACAUCUUUUUCUCCUGCUUGACUUGAACUCUGGUGUUUUUGUUUUAGCAUUCUUACCACUUCCAUUCAUUUCCUGAAUAGUUAAGUAUUCAGCUAACCCAAAGUAUACUUCACUUUGCAUGAAGCUUGUCAAAGUAUCCUCCGUUUGAUAGGCACUGGACACAUGCGCAGUAGAAAGAGUCACCCUUGUCCAGUGUCUGCGCUACUUCUCUUCAGAAGUUAUGAGUGUCUUUGUACUCAUUUAAACUCAAGUUGCGGGUCUCCAUCCACUACUGAAGCAGUUUAUUGUCCUUUUUUGGUCUUCUCUGUUCCUCUUCUGACUGAGAAACAAUGGCCUGGGACUGUGUUGCCACCUUGUGCACAAACUAGUCAAAAAAAAGUGCACGUGUGAGCUGACCGUUCAUUGUACAAGGGCUGUUCGAUGGUUGUGGCUAGAAGGGAUACAGCUCCAACCAGAAACUAACAAUGAAAUUGUAUUUUCUUCCUAUUUGUGUUUUUUAUUAACGUCUACACCUACUCCAACACUAAACAUAACCCUUACAAUAAUGUCAAAAAAUAGUAAUUAUUGUUGUACAGUGUGCCAAAAAUUAUGCCCAGUAGCUGCUGCUUUAUCCCUUCUAGCCUUAACCCUGUUCAGUUGCGUCUAUUCAGAAUUAAUUAUAUUUAAUUAUAAUUAAUUAUACUAGGCCUAAUGUGAAAAUUGGUGGCAUGUAAGUAAAUGGACCUUUGAGUCAUUGACUCACUUAAUUGAACAAAUUUGAUAAUUUUUUUAUAUACUGGAGUACUUAAAUCCCAAACUUUUCCCACAAAUUUUAAAGAAUACCAGGCAUAUGUUCCAAAUUAUACAGUAUCAGUGAAAAGAAACCUUCACAAAAUUGUAGUGAGACCAUCUCUGCAAUACCAAAUUACAAACUCAAACAUUUUUUAUGACCAAAGCAGCAAUGCACUGGCAAAGCAGGCUUUUUGUAAAUUCUACUGUGCCACUGUUGUCCACACAAUGUAGAAAUGAAGCAGUGCCACUGUAUGCAACACAUCAGGGAAAUGGACUAACACUGCAUGAGAAAACAAAUGAUUGUGACUACUUGCACAAAUGAAUCAAGUUAGUAAUAAGAAACACUUUAAAAACUUAACAUUAAAGAUGUUAACUUUUAAGAUGUUAAUUAAACAUACGUGUUUUCUGCAUUGUUUCUUAUUACUAACUUGCCAUUUAUAAACAUUAAACAGAGCUUAUUUUUAUGCACAAAUGUAUAAUGACAUUUCAAACUAGUUGACUGCUUUAAUGAUCUAAGCAUUAAAUGAUGUAGUCAAAUAUUCUGAAAUGUCCAACAUAUUUGCAUGUAUAUGAAAGUUUUAGUAAAUUGCUACAUGAAUUCAGGGUUUAACUUCUACUGAUGUCGUCAUGUGACGUUUCAAGGAAAUCUUUGAGACCCGUCUAAUCAAAGACAACAUAAACAACAAAGAUUUCCCUUAAUGUUUACAUGAUGUUUUUGCACUGGUACUUUUUUAAAUACUUUUUAAUUCAAGAGAAGAGUAGAAUAUGCUCUUCUUUUUUUUCACAUUGUUGUUUCAUCAGGUGUUACAGGAAAACUUUGAGCUUUGUAUUUUUCCAAUAAAAACCUCUUGAUGCCUCGUGAGA
Molecule: messenger RNA, 5417 nt
Organism: Carassius gibelio (silver crucian carp)
Lineage: Eukaryota; Metazoa; Chordata; Actinopteri; Cypriniformes; Cyprinidae
Gene: itga2.2
Product: integrin, alpha 2 (CD49B, alpha 2 subunit of VLA-2 receptor), tandem duplicate 2
Exons: 29
Coding region: 70-3624 (1184 amino acids)
Biological process (GO): cell-cell adhesion; integrin-mediated signaling pathway; cell-matrix adhesion
Cellular component (GO): external side of plasma membrane; integrin complex
Molecular function (GO): integrin binding
Source: RefSeq, a predicted model, not a curated record